Molecule: messenger RNA, 3657 nt
Organism: Cutaneotrichosporon oleaginosum
Lineage: Eukaryota; Fungi; Basidiomycota; Tremellomycetes; Trichosporonales; Trichosporonaceae
Biological process (GO): translational initiation
Cellular component (GO): cytoplasm; mitochondrion
Molecular function (GO): translation initiation factor activity; GTPase activity; GTP binding
Source: RefSeq, a predicted model, not a curated record
AUGCCACCAAAAAAGGGAAAGAAGGGAAAGAAGGGCGGCGACGACGACGACUUCUGGGCCGAGAAGGAGAAGGAGUUCGAGUCCAAGUUUGCCACUCCCGAUGAAUCAGUACACGGCGGUGGCGGCGGCGGCGCGUUUGACGCCCUCGACGACGACGAGGAGGGCGCCGGCGGCCUGAUGGCGGCGAUUGCUGCGGCUAAGAACAAGAAGAAGGACAAGAAGAAGAAGAAGAACACGUUUGCGCUCGACGACGAUGAGGACCCGGAGGCCAAGGAGGCCGAGCGCGCUAACCUCGACGACAAGUGGCCCGAGGACGACGUCAAGCCCAAGAAGGGCAAGAAGGGCAAGAAGGCGAAGAAGACGUACGACUUCGACGAGGAGGAGGAGGGUGCCGAGGCUGUGGCUGAGGCGCCUGCCGCCGACGAGUUCGCCGACAAGGCGCCCGAGAAGGCCAACCUUGACGACGAGUGGCCGGAGGACGACGUCAAGCCUAAGAAGGGCAAGAAGGGGAAGAAGGGCAAGAAGCAGCAGGCCGCUGCCGAGGCCGAGGCUGCGAAGGCUGCUGAGGCUGCCAAGGCCGCUGCCGCUGAGGCUGCCGAGGCCGAGGAGGAAGACGACGAAGAAGGCGGCGGUGUCAAGAUCCUCUCCAAGAAGGAGAAGGAGAGACUGAAGAAGGAGAGGGAGAAGGCGAAGAAGAAGGCGCAGGCCGCCAAGAAGAAGGCUGUUGUCACCGAGGAGCCUGCAGCUCCUGCACUUGAGGCCACACCCGAGCCGGAAGCCGAGGCCGAGGCCGAGGCCGAGGCCGAGGAGCCUGCUGCUGGCGCUUCGUCGAAGAACAAGAAGAAGAAGAAGGGUGCCAAGGCUGAGCCUGCCGCUGCCGCGCCCGCCGCCGCUGCUGGCAAGAAGGUCCCGGCGCACAUUCUCGCCAUGCAGGCCGCGAUGGCGGAGAAGAAGCGUCUCGAGGAGGAGGCUGCGGCCAAGAUUGAGGCCGAGCGUCUCCGUCGCGAGGAGGAGGAGCGCCGCAUCGAGGAGGAGGAGGCGCGCAUCGCCGCGGCCAAGGAGGCCAAGAAGGAGAAGGAGCGCCUUAAGCGUGCGCAGGCCAAGGCCGAGGGCCGUGUCCUCACGCCUGCUCAGAAGCGCGAGCGCGCCGCCGCCGAGGCUCGUAAGCAGGCGCUGCUGAACUCGGGUGUUGUCAUUGCCGCUCUCCAGAAGGAUGCUGCGGAGAAGCCCAAGGCGCGUCCCGUGUACGGCAAGAAGAACAACAAGAAGCAGCAGCAGCAGCAGACGCCUACUGCUUCUGGUGCCGCCACUCCGACCACUCCGGCCUCCCCUAAGAAGGCUGCGGCGGAGGUCAAGGAGGAGCCUAAGCCUGCCUCUGACGACGACUGGGAUAAGUCUGAGGACGAGGUCGAGGCCGCCACGGCUGGUGUUAAGGGUCUGAAAGUCAAGGACGAGUCGGAGGACGACUGGGACAAGUCCGAGGAUGAGGAGGAGAAGAAACCGGCUGCCAAGGCCGCGCCUGCCUCUAAGCCUGCCGCCAAGGCUGCUUCUGGCAAGGUCGCUUCCGGCAAGACUGCUUCCGGCAAGGCUGCCCCCAAGGCUGCCGCGAAGCCCGCUACCAACGGCAAGGCGCCCGCCAAGCCCGCCGGCAAGGCUGCUGCCAAGGACGAGGAGUCGGAGGACGAGACCGAGUCCGAGGACGAGACUGACUCGGAGGAAGACUCUGAGGACGAGACUGAGUCCGAGUCUGAGUCGGAGGACGAGGUCGAGCAGGCCAAGGAGCGUGCGCGCGUCGCUAUCGCUGCCCGCCGCAAGGCCGCCCAAGCUCAGCAGAGCAAAACCGACCUCCGCUCGCCUAUCUGCUGUAUUCUGGGUCACGUCGACACGGGUAAGACCAAGCUGCUCGACAAGAUCCGUCAGACCUCGGUCCAGGAGGGUGAGGCUGGUGGUAUCACCCAGCAGAUCGGUGCCACCUUCUUCCCUAAGGAGGCGCUUGUCGAGAAGACGCAGGCGGUCAACAAGGAUGGAAACGUUGUCGUUGACAUCCCUGGUCUGCUUAUCAUCGACACACCCGGACACGAGUCGUUCACCAACCUCCGUUCGCGUGGUUCGUCGCUGUGUAACAUUGCCAUCCUUGUUAUCGACAUCACCCACGGUCUUGAACCCCAGACAAUCGAGUCGCUCAACCUCCUCAAGAUGCGCAAGACGCCGUUCAUUGUCGCACUCAACAAGAUCGACAAGCUCGAUGCGACUGAGUGGAAGACACAGCCCGACGCCGGCUUCCGCGACACGCUCAGCGCCCAGAGCCCGCGUAUGCAGCGCAUGUUCGAGGACCGUCUCCAGCACGUCAAGAUGCUUCUCAUGGAGCAGGGUCUCAACUCGGAGGUGUACGACAAGAACACUGCGCCCGGCCGUAUCGUCUCCAUCGUCCCCACCUCGGCCGUCACUGGCGAGGGUGUUCCCGACUUGCUGGCGCUCCUCGUCAAGCUGACCCAGGACCGCAUGACUGGCUCGCUCAUGUACCUUUCCGAGGCUGAGGCGACCAUUCUCGAGGUCAAGGUCAUCGAGGGUCUGGGCACCACCAUUGACAUCGUCCUUGUCAACGGUGUGUUGCGCGAGGGUGACAAGAUCGUGCUGUGUGGCAUGAACGGGCCAAUCGUGACAAAUGUCCGAGCACUCUUGACACCACAGCCGAUGCGCGAGCUGCGUAUCAAAUCGGCCUACGUUCACCACAAGGAGGUCAAGGCUGCACUUGGUGUCAAGAUCUCGGCACCAGGCCUCGAGAAGGCCAUUGCUGGUGCUCGCAUGUACGUCGCCAAGAACGCCGACGAGGAGGAGUACUACAAGGACUUGGCAAUGGACGACCUGACUUCUCUCGACCGGUACGUGCAGAAGACCGGCCGUGGUGUCUUCGUGCAGGCGUCGACUCUUGGUUCGCUCGAGGCUCUUCUCGUGUUCCUCAAGGACAUGAACAUCCCUGUGUUCGAGUUCGGCCUUGGUCCCGUGUACAAGAGUGCCGUCAUCCGCUCGGGCCUUAUGCUGGACCGAGCCCCAGAAUACGCAGUCAUGCUCUGCUUCGACGUCCCAGUCACAUUUGAGGCCGAGGAGCAGGCCAAGAAGGAGGGUGUCAAGAUCUUCUCGGCCAUGAUCAUCUACCACCUCUUCGACGCCUUCAAGAAGCACAUGGAGGAGGUGCGCGAGGCACGCAUGAAGGAGGCAGCACCGAGCGCCGUGUGGCCCUGUAAGCUUAAGAUUCUCAAGUGCUUUGCGUCCAAGGACCCCAUCAUUGUUGGAUGUGACAUCGUCGACGGCGCAACAGCGCGCGUGGGUACGCCUGUCGGUGUUGUGCGUUUCGAUAAGGAGACUGGCAAGCGCGAGAUCAUUCCGCUGGGCAAGAUCACCUCGCUCGAAAUCAACCACAAGCCCAUGCAGAUCGUCAAGCGGUCUCAAGUUGGUGCGGGUGUUGCUGUCAAGAUCGAGCGGGCGGCGCACCAGGCCGCGCGCUCCUUCGGGCGACACUUUGACGAGAAGGACGAGAUCGUGUCGCUCAUCUCGCGCCAGUCGCUCGACACACUGAAAACGACCUUCCGCGACCAGGUCGAGAUGUCCGACUGGGCCUUGCUCAAGAAGAUGAAGCAGGAGCAGGGCGUCGCGUAG